This is a messenger RNA of Pseudophryne corroboree (corroboree frog), 3311 nucleotides long. Its product is annotated as zinc finger protein 268-like. The transcript has 3 exons. NCBI's taxonomy places the organism in Eukaryota, Metazoa, Chordata, Amphibia, Anura, Myobatrachidae. The coding region runs from base 579 to 2219 and encodes 546 amino acids. The record is from RefSeq and is a predicted model, not a curated record.
UAGUCAAGGUGCCCCUCCUUCAACAAGGAAGGGGUUACUAUUCCACUCUGUUUGUGGUGUCGAAACCGGACGGUUCGGUGAGACCCAUUUUAAAUUUGAAAUCCUUGAACACAUACAUAACGAAAUUCAAGUUCAAGAUGGAAUCGCUCAGGGCGGUUAUUGCAAGCCUGGACGAGGGGGAUUACAUGGUAUCCCUGGACAUCAAGGAUGCUUACCUGCAUGUUCCCAUUUACCAUCCUCACCUGGAGUACCUCAGAUUUGUGGUACAGGACUGUCACUACCAGUUCCAGACGCUGCCGUUUGGACUGUCCACCGCACCAAGGGUGUUUACGAAGAGUUGAUAACAUUGGACACAACACAUUUCAGUGGAGGAGUCGGGAGAGGAGGUGACGGUGACCGGCAGUGAGGUAACAUAAAGCGCUGGAGUCCCACUAAGAAUAGAAGACAAGGCUGCAGAAAGAGACGGGAAAGGAAUCUUGUUCCCUGAUCUAGAAAACUAAAGAUAAGAAGAAAUUAUAAGCUUCUGAAUGGUUCAAAGAAAGAUUUUCAUUUUAUGAAUAGAAGUUUUUAUCCAUUACAUGAUGAGUCUCACAGGAGAGAGACCACAUCUGUGCUCUGAGUGUGACAGAAGCUUUACAUGUAAAUCACAUCUUAUCAGACAUCAGAGGAUUCACACUGGAGAGAGACCAUAUCUGUGCUCUGAGUGUGACAGAAGCUUUACAUGUAAAUCAUAUCUUCUCAUACAUCAGAGGAGUCACACAGGAGAGAGACCACAUCUAUGCUCUGAGUGUGACACAAGCUUUACAUAUAAAUCAAAACUUAUCAUACAUCAGAGGAGUCACACAGGAGAGAGACCAUUUAUUUGUUCUGAAUGCAGCAAGUGUUUUUCCCAGAAGUCAUGUCUUCUUAUACAUCAGAGGAGUCACACAGAAGAGAAACCAUUUAUAUGUUCUGAAUGCAGCAAGUGUUUCUCCCAGAAGUCACAUCUUAUCAUGCAUCAGAGGAGUCACACAGGAGAGAAACCACAUCUGUGCUCUGAGUGUGACAGAAGCUUUACAUGUAAAUCACAUCUUAUCAUACAUCAGAGGAGUCACACAGGAGAGAAACCGCAUCUGUGCUCUGAGUGUUACAAAAGCUUUACAUGUAAAUCACAUCUUAUCAUACAUCAGAGGAGUCACACAGGAGAGAAACCACAUCUGUGCUCUGAGUGUGACAGAAGCUUUACAUGUAAAUCAUAUCUUCUCACACAUCAGAGGAGUCACACAGGAGAGAAACCUUUUGAAUGUUCUGAAUGCAGCAAGUGUUUUUCCCGGAAGGCACAUCUUGUUAUACAUCAGAGGAGUCACAGAGUAAAGAAACCAUUUGAAUGUUCUGAAUGUAGCAAGUGUUUUUCCCAGAAGUCAGAGCUUGUUAUACAUCAGAGGAGUCACACAGGAGAGAAACCAUUUAAAUGUUCUGAAUGCAGCAAGUGUUUUUCCCAUAAGUCACAUCUUGUUAUACAUCAGAGGAGUCACACAGGAGAGAAACCAUUUAAAUGUUCUGAAUGCAGCAAGUGUUUUUCCCAUAAGUCAUAUCUUGUUAUACAUCAGAGGAGUCACACAGGAGAGAAACCAUUUGUAUGUUCUGAAUGCAGCAAGGGUUUUUCCCAGAAGUCAGAGCUUGUUAUACAUCAGAGGAGUCACACAGGAGAGAAACCAUUUAAAUGUUCUGAAUGCAGAAAGUGUUUUUCCCAUAAGUCAUAUCUUGUUAUACAUCAGAGGAAUCACACAGGAGAGAAACCAUUUACAUGUUCUGAAUGCAGCAAGUGUUUUUCCCGGAAGUCAAUUCUUAUUAGACAUCGGAGGAGUCACACAGGAGACAAACCAUUUACAUGUUCUGAAUGCAGCAAAUGUUUUUCCCAUAAGUCACAUCUUGUUACACAUCUGAGGAGUCACACAGGAGAGAAACCAUUUAUAUGUUCUGAGUGCAGCAAAUGUUUUUCCCAUAAGGCAUCUCUUGUUAUACAUCAGGGGAGUCACACAGGAGAGAAACCUUUUAAAUGUUCUGAAUGCAGCAAGUGUUUUUCCCGGAAGUCAUAUCUUGUUAUACACCAGUGGCGUCACACAGGAGAGAAACCAUUUACAUGCUCUGAAUGUAGCAAGUGUUUUACUAAAAAGAAAACACUCAGUAAUCACAUGCGGAGUCACUCUGAGGGCCCGAGUGCAGCAUGUGUAUCAUAAGUAAUGUAACUUAUCACAACUGUAUGAAUUCAAUGGAACCAAUAUUUAUUUUCUGAAUGUGAAGUGUUUUAUAUAAAUGACUGUUGAUAAAGACAGGAGAGGUCAGACAAGUGGACCUGGAGGUACUUUUCCCCUUGGGAAGGUCUCUGUGUUAGGAACUAGAGCUGCAGUAUAACAAUAGCCAAUGACCGUGGGACUGCCAUUACUGAGCUCUGUAAUAUACAGCUGUUCUGCUCAUGCAGGUGCUGGGACUAGUAGAGAGUUCCAGCAGCUCCUCUCAGUACUGGGAUUCCUUCUCUGACCAGCAGGGCUAUGAGUACUGGGUAUUUCUACAGGAACAAUGUAUGCUGCUUUGUUUCACCGUAUGGGUUAUUGUACGGGGUGUUAUUUUUAACCACUUUUUAGAUGCCAUUUUGUCCAUGUUUAACUCCAUUUUGUAUAUGUAUGACCUCUUUGAUUUAAAUACUGUACAUUUUAUUAGGAUUAGUGCUUUGCAGACAUAUAGGCACCAGUUAGAAAUAAAGUCUCACGUUAAGUUGCAAGUUUUCUUUCACCUUUGACAUAGUGUGAAAGACAUAGUGAGUGGGAAGUGUAUACAGCUUUUAGGAUGGCUGAUUAUAAUAUAUGUUCCUGUUAUCAGUAUCUCAGAUGGAAACGGUCUAGUAAGAUGUUUGGGGUAUUGUGUACAUAAGUAGGGGAAAGGGUACAGUUGUCUAGAAUAGCAUAAAUUAUGUUAUCCUGAAUGACUACUGCACCCAGCGUCACAGACCCUGAAUGUAAUAUCUGGUAAGACAAUGUUAGCGUAUCCUUGCAGGGUUAUAAAGCCUAGAGACUUGCGCAUAGCAUGUAGUUCUGAUGGAAGCUAGGUAUGGCUGCAGCGGACCUAGACUUCUACAAACCCCCUCCAGCUUGUAACUUGCGACAAAGUUAUUAGGCGGGACCCUAGAGAAUGACUGAACUACAUUAUUUAAACUACUUAAUCGAUGACCAUCAUCUGGGACAGAUCUUAUAACAUCUGGGAAAAGUGCUGAGUGUUCUAAUUUGUUCUUGUUAUUAUUGUAACUGACUAGAAUUUGUUACUUGCAUGUUUUC